Molecule: messenger RNA, 594 nt
Organism: Rangifer tarandus platyrhynchus (Svalbard reindeer)
Lineage: Eukaryota; Metazoa; Chordata; Mammalia; Artiodactyla; Cervidae
Source: the annotation of a GenBank genome assembly
AUGCGAGGUAAGCGAGCCCGCCGUGUCUCCCCGGUCCGGCCAACUCAAGCCAGAUGGAGUGGUAGGCAGAGGGAGCAGUGUCGUGGGGCUGGACGCAGAUUCCGGGAUCGUCCCCUGCGCGCGUCCCUCGCGCGGGAGCUGCGCCCUGGCCAGGUCCGCGUGCCCGAGCCUGCGCCGCCCAAGGGCGAGCACCAUCCUGAAAAAGUUUUGCGGAGAAAGUUCCACAGGAUAAAAGCCCGCGCUGCCCGCAGCGGGGAAGGCUCCUUGGUCAAAGGGCCGCUGCGGGAGGCGGUGCAGGGUGAACCUUGGGCAAGGACCCACGGCAGCGACUGCUGUGGCAGGUCCCCUGGGCGAGAUGGCGGCUGUGGGGUGACGCGCGUGAGACAGGGGAGAACACCUGCUCCGGCUGCACUUUGGGCUCUCGGGACGGAUGGCCUGACCUGCUUUAGGGAUCACUUUAUCUUGUCCCCUUCGAUGCCGGGACGUUCAGGUUUCCUGCGCGCUGUGCCCAGACCCACUUUCCUCCACUUUCGGCUUGGCCACUUCACUCUUUUCUCGGAGAGCGGGCCGGGUGCCCGCGUGCCGUGGGGAUAA